Molecule: messenger RNA, 375 nt
Organism: Ostertagia ostertagi
Lineage: Eukaryota; Metazoa; Nematoda; Chromadorea; Rhabditida; Trichostrongylidae
Source: the annotation of a GenBank genome assembly
AUGAUAUUCAUAAAUACCCGGCCUCUAGACGAAGGAGUCCAUUAUGAUCGUCGUCCAAGUAAAGCACCAUCACAUCAUUCAGUUCACAGCAGCCAUGGUGGAGAGACGACGAAAAGGGUGCAAAUGAAUCGUGUUGCGCUCUGCCUGCUGAUGUUCUAUCUUCUGGUUAGCGCCGUACCUGUUCUUCUGCAUUAUCCCCUAUCGCUGGUAUCUUUGAUUGUGCCUUCAAUUGUCGUCCUCUACGCUCUUUGUAACAUAAACUCCGAGAACAGAUCUGAUUGCUGGCCAUGUUGCCUUAUAGCGGUAAGUCACGGCGCGACUCACAUUCGUCGCGUGCGAGAGCAAAGAGAUCAGGAGCGACGUCGCUCGAUAUAA